This is a messenger RNA of Anopheles marshallii, 1764 nucleotides long. Its product is annotated as T-box protein H15-like. The coding region runs from base 1 to 1764 and encodes 587 amino acids. Gene Ontology annotation, biological process: regulation of transcription by RNA polymerase II; heart development; positive regulation of DNA-templated transcription. The record is from RefSeq and is a predicted model, not a curated record. Gene Ontology annotation, cellular component: nucleus. Gene Ontology annotation, molecular function: RNA polymerase II cis-regulatory region sequence-specific DNA binding; DNA-binding transcription factor activity, RNA polymerase II-specific. Lineage: Eukaryota; Metazoa; Arthropoda; Insecta; Diptera; Culicidae. The transcript is spliced from 5 exons.
AUGCUACUGGAGGCGGCCCACGGCAACAAUCACAACCCGCACCAUCUGCUGCAACCGCCCGUGCCACAUCCGCACCACCACCCGCACCAUCCCCUGCACCCGCAGCAUCCACACUCGCAGGCCGCGGCAAUGGUGGCGGCGGUGCAGGCGGCUGCCGCCCUCACGGCGGUUAAAAGUGCAACGAACUUCUCGAUUGCGGCCAUCAUGGCGCAAGGAAACGGUAACGCCAACAACGGUAGCAAUGCAGUCGGCAACGCAACCGCAAACAGUGACCCAACACCGGCGGCCAACACACGGAUCGAGGAAGGCAAUUAUCGACCCCGUUCGCGCACUCCAGAACGUUCGUCGGAGGCAACCGAGGAGGAAAUCAACGUCAACGUCGAAGAUUGUAGCGAUUCGGAAGAAAGCACGGAACAGCCGCGCGAAACACAUUCGCGAACGGCAUCCACACCGGCCAGCGUAUCCGACGAAGAUCGUCUGUCACCCGAGAUCGCACAGAAAGCACCAAAAAUUGUUGGAUCUUGCAAUUCGGAGGAUCUGCGACCGGUCCAGUGUCACCUAGAAACGAAAGAGCUGUGGGACAAAUUCAACGAGCUCGGCACGGAAAUGAUCAUCACCAAAACUGGAAGACGUAUGUUUCCAACAGUUCGCGUCUCGUUUUCCGGUCCAAUGCGUCAUCAAACCGCUGCCGAUCGGUACGCCGUACUGCUCGAUAUCAUUCCUCUCGAUAACCGCCGUUAUCGUUACGCGUACCAUCGUUCGGCCUGGCUUGUGGCUGGAAAAGCCGAUCCUCCUCCACCUGCCCGGCUGUACUCCCAUCCGGACACUCCGCUAGGACCGGAUGCCCUCCGACGGCAGGUGAUCUCCUUCGAGAAGAUCAAGCUCACCAACAACGAAAUGGACAAGACGGGUCAGAUCGUCCUCAACUCCAUGCACCGCUAUCAGCCGCGGAUUCAUCUGGUGCGGAUUGGUCCGAACCAAUCCGUUCCAACGAGUCCGACUGAGCUGCAGGAACUGGAUCAUAAAACGUUCGUCUUUCCGGAGACGAUCUUUACGGCUGUAACUGCGUACCAGAACCAGCUGAUUACGAAGCUAAAGAUUGACUCGAACCCAUUCGCUAAGGGAUUCCGCGAUUCUUCAAGACUAAAUGAUUUCGAUCGUGAUCCCAUGGAAUCGUUCCUUCUUGAGCAGCAUCUCCGUUCGCCGUUGCGGCUCUUCCCGGACCAGGUGAUGGCACAGUUGGGAGGCGCCGGUGGUCCACCCUCGAUGCAAUCCAACGAUCCGUCCGUGCUGCUGGAGAAGGCACGUCAACAGCUCCACCUCUGGGGCAAUCCUUCGGCGGCCUACAGUGAGCUGAUGCUCCAACAGCUUUAUCACCAGCGACCCAACUUUGGUCUUAACUUUGGUCCACUGUGGCAAAGCCAGUGGCCAACACAGCUGCCCCCCGGUUUCCUGCCAAACGUUGCCCCGCCGCCGGCCCACACUCCCACCAUGCAGGGAGUUGCUGCUGCAGCAGCUGCUGCGGCUGCCGCUGCUGCUGCCGCCGCCAAUUCCGGCGGUGGAUCCAGUUCUUCAUCUCCUUCCGCCCCACCACCAUCCGGACCAUCGGUUUCACCGGAAGUUCGACCGAAAUCCUUCGCCCGCUUCACACCCUACCAGAUUCCGCAGCAUCCUUCAUCGCCUGCACCCAACCCGGGACACCCGCACCAUUCGCCUGCCACCCGGUCCGGUUCACCCGGAUCGUCUCGAUCUCCUUCGCACUAA